AACGAACUCCCCACCGAGAAGAAGACCUGACCGACCCGGUCUGCCCGAACUAUCCACCCUUCUUCUUCCUCCCUAUAAAAUCCCCUCCCCUCUGUUCAAACCUCCGUUCAGGGCCGUUCUGCAACCGAAUCCCUGUGAGGAGUUGGAGAGGGACGAUAAGGUAUCUCCUUUUUCUUCUCUGAAGACGAAGAAGAGAUACGUUGAGCCAUGGAGGAGGAUAUGGGAAUCGUUGCGCGGCAGGGAAGGCAGCUACAGCGCUACAACAGAAGCGGAGGCCGCCUCGUCGCAGGAUGCAUUCCUUAUAAGUUUGAUGCGAACUGUUCGAGUAGUGGUUUGCUUGAUUCAAUGGAGGUUCUUGUCAUCAGUUCGCAGAAGGGAGAUGGAAUGAUGUUUCCUAAGGGUGGUUGGGAAAGCGAUGAAACCAUAAAACAAGCAGCUUCUCGCGAAGCAUUAGAGGAAGCCGGGGUGCAAGGCAAUGUGGAGAGAAGACUUGGCAUGUGGAAAUACAGCACCAGAUUGCAGACUAUAAAUGAGGGAGUAAUGUUCCCACUGAACGUUACAGAGGAGCUUAUCAAGUGGCCUGAGAUGGGUGCUAGGAAGCGCAGAUGGGUAUCUGUGGCAGAAGCGAGAAAAGGAUGCACACAUCAAUGGAUGAAAGAGGCUUUGGAUAGAUUGGUGAGGCGACUUUCAACUUCGAUCCGCCGUCGUCGUGUUUGCCGCCGGCAGAAGGCCGUCUCUUCUGAAUUAUAGGCAGUAUAAGAAAGAUUUUGUUUUCUUUGUUUACAACAGCUUUCUUCUUAACUUGGAUGUGUGUGCAUAAAUGUAAAUUGGUUUGUGGGAUCGCAUAGAAUCUAAUUUAAUGAUGAAAUUUAGGGGCAUUUACAUACAUACCAUUUAGUUCCUAUGUAUUUACAUUUCUAACGCUUGAAGUUUGCUUUUUGCAUGUA
Phalaenopsis equestris is the source of this 947-nucleotide messenger RNA. Its product is annotated as nudix hydrolase 17, mitochondrial-like. Gene Ontology annotation, cellular component: cytoplasm; nucleus. Lineage: Eukaryota; Viridiplantae; Streptophyta; Magnoliopsida; Asparagales; Orchidaceae. The coding region runs from base 208 to 750 and encodes 180 amino acids. Gene Ontology annotation, molecular function: pyrophosphatase activity. The record is from RefSeq and is a predicted model, not a curated record. The transcript has 5 exons.